UCGAUGCUUUCCCAUCUCUAGGACAUUUUGACAAGAAAAAUUAUUUCAAUGCUCAAUCGAAAGCUGUGAAAUGUAGGACAAAAAGAUUUGGUGGCUAAAAAACGAAAACUAAUCAAUUGAAAUACAUUCAAUCAAAUUUAAAAGCUUCAACAAUGGCUUCUGAGGUCGGUUCAUACACGAAUAAAGUCCACUACAUCAAGAAGAAAAUCCUCGAACAGCUAACAAAGAAAAAAUAUGCACAGGUGUUCAUGCGGCCGAUGGACAAGCACCACGGGGAUUAUCAAAACGUAAUCAAGAAGCCCAUGGACCUGGGCACAAUCAUCACCGGGGUGCAGAGUCGAUUGUAUCGGAAUGCGGACGAAGUGAUAGCUGAUCUGAGGCUGGUCUACCAGAAUUGGUUUGUUUUGAAGAAGGGCAGUACGAUCCUGUGCCGACCCGCUAAUCAGUUGCAGAAGUUCGUGGAAAACAAGCUGGUGCAAAUGCCAGAUGGCAAAGAGUUUGAGAUCAAGAAGGAUUCCAGGAUGACGGCCAGGUCCAUCAAGGACUUUCCCCGGCUGCAGUUGAAUGGCACGCAGGAGAUGGAACACCUUUCAACUUUUAUUCCAAUCAAAACAGAGUCUGAUAGUGUGAGAGCAGAGCCUGCGACUGAAUUGGUGUAUGAGAUAUCAGAGCUCACGGAGGAUCAUAUGCCGGACAGAACAAAAACUGUGAUGGAUCCUGUCUGGGUGUCUGUCGUGCCGGAGCCUGUGGAUGUGCCAAUGCCUAUGACAACAGAGACUACGGAUCCCGUCUGUUUGUCUGUUAUACCAGAACCUAUAGACGCUCCAGUGCUUAUGAUACCAGAUCCAACCCCUAUGAUAACAGAGACUAAGUACGAUCCAAUGCCUAUGAUAACAGAGACUAAGUACGAUCCAAUGCCUAUGAUAACAGAGACUAUGGACGAUCCCAUGCCUUUGAUAACAGAGACUAUAGUCGAUCCCAAGCCUAUGAUAACAGAGACUAUGGACGAUCCCAUGUCUUUGGAUGAUCCGUUGCCUAUGAUAACAGAGACUAUGGAUGAUCCAAUGCCUAUGAUAACAGAGACUAUGGACGAUCCCAUGCCUUUGAUAACAGAGACUAUAGUCGAUCCCAUGCCUAUGAUAACAGAGACUAUGGACGAGCCCAUGCCUUUGAUAACAGAGACUAUGGACGAUCCCAUGCCUUUGAUAACAGAGACUAUGGACGAUCCCAUGCCUUUGAUAACAGAGACUAUAGUCGAUCCCAUGCCUUUGAUAACAGAGCCUCUGGAUCCUGUCUGGAUGUCUAUGAUACCAGAGCCUUUGGAUCCUGUCUGGAUGUCUAUGACACCAGAGCCUAUGACGCCUGUGCGGAUGUGGAUGUGUGUGCCCGCCGAGCCUUUGGAUGAUCGAAAGAAAGAAGAGGAUGUCAGCGAUGAGGAUGAUCCAUUGCGUAUAAUUACUAAAAUCCUGGGCAAAGCGCAGCUGGAGGACUACCUGAGGGCAGCGGAACAGCCCAUCGAUGAUGCUGAUCCUGAGGACUUUGAGAACAACUGCAAGAUGUGGGACAGGGGCGUGGAUGAUCUGACGUCGUGUGAGCUGCACAUCGUCAUGCAUAUAGUGGUGCAGCACAAUAUGCCAGCCACCGUUAGAAACGGCAAAGUGGAGUUCAGCAUAACGAAGUUCUCCCCCCAAGUCGUAUCCCUGAUCAAGGAGGGUCUGCAUCUGACGAGACGCAGCUACAAGGCGCUGGUGCCGCAAGUAAUGACCCCCGACGACCAGAAGAUAUUGACCGACAGCCUGCAAGCCCAGCUGGGAGAAAUCACUGCCAAAUUAUCCUCAAAUCGUACGGCGGUUAAAAGGAGCAGUACUACCACUAGCACUGCCUGCAAAAGUCUGGAGCUGGAGGAACCCUUCGGUCCAGCGGCAAUGGCGAAAAUGGCACGUCUAUCCGAUGAAGAGGAGAAGGUGGAGGUGCAGGAAAUAAUGAAAAAGCAGAGGAAAAAGAAGCGCCAUAAACAUCAUAAAAAAUCGAAGAAACAUCGACUAAACGAAAGGAAUCAAGCGCAACCCGAAUAAUAUGUCUACAAAGAUUUGACGUCAUAAGCGCCAUAAACAU
Drosophila miranda is the source of this 2115-nucleotide messenger RNA. RefSeq lists its product as uncharacterized. The transcript has 2 exons. The coding region runs from base 153 to 2075 and encodes 640 amino acids. Lineage: Eukaryota; Metazoa; Arthropoda; Insecta; Diptera; Drosophilidae. The record is from RefSeq and is a predicted model, not a curated record. Gene Ontology annotation, molecular function: protein binding.